This is a messenger RNA of Westerdykella ornata, 924 nucleotides long. RefSeq lists its product as uncharacterized. Bases 57 to 539 code for a protein of 160 amino acids. The record is from RefSeq and is a predicted model, not a curated record. Gene Ontology annotation, biological process: cytoplasmic translation. Gene Ontology annotation, cellular component: cytosolic large ribosomal subunit. NCBI's taxonomy places the organism in Eukaryota, Fungi, Ascomycota, Dothideomycetes, Pleosporales, Sporormiaceae. The transcript has 3 exons. Gene Ontology annotation, molecular function: mRNA binding; structural constituent of ribosome.
CCAAGACCUACGACCCUCCAUACUAACCCCCAGGUAACGCGCCAAACACCGUCAAUAUGCGUACCUACGACGACUCCUUCAGCGGUCAGAAGAUCUACCCGGGCAAGGGCAAGCUCUACGUCCGCAGCGACAACAAGAUCUUCCGCUUCCAGAAUGGAAAGUCCGAGUCGCUUUUCCUGCAGCGCAAGAAUCCCCGCCGGAUUGCGUGGACGGUGCUUUUCAGGAGGCAGCACAAGAAGGGUAUCUCUGAGGAGGUAGCCAAGAAGCGCACCCGCCGCACCGUCAAGCACCAGCGUGCCAUCGUCGGUGCCUCCCUCGACGUGAUCAAGGAGCGCCGUUCCAUGCGCCCCGAGGCCCGUUCCGCCGCCCGCGCCGCCGCCAUCAAGGAGGGCAAGGAGAAGAAGGCCGCAGCCGAGUCGAGGAAGAAGGCUGAGAAGGCCAAGUCCGCUGCCAGCGCCGCGAGGGGACAGACGCAGAAGAUCCAGAGCAAGCAGGGCGCCAAGGGUGCGGCACCCAAGGUGCAGGCAAGGACCCGUUAAGUUUCGUUCGGAGUCGAGAAUGAUGAUGAUGAACUUUAACGGAGCUGGCUGGUGACAGAGGAAGGAGGAAGCGAGGAUGAUGCAUGCGAGCGGGAUUUCCGGUGUUUUCAUUACAAAGGAAAUGGGAGAUUAGGUUCCAGGGCGGGAUGGCAAUUACAUACAUCUUACUUUCUGAACCUGCGAAACCAUAGGCCUGGGUUCCCCUUUGCAACAACAACUUAGGGUCUGGCGAUAGGGCAAAAUGCAAUUCACGUCCUCACGACUUCCGAAUGGCGUCCGUGUACUGUGGAUAUGUGUAGGUUUGGCGGGUGGAGGAGCUAGGUGCUGGUCUGGUCAGGAGUGUAGAAGGGGCUCAAUGACAUGUAUUCAUCACGCUGACAUGCUG